UGCUGGCAGUGCCAUUUCGACCAUUGAACGCGUCGCAAUGUCUGAGAAACGUGGAUUGGGAUUGCCAAUUAAUGCGCGAGCAUCGAUUUUUGUGCCAUUGCUGUUGGUACUGCCGUUGCUGCUCCAGCUGGCAGAGGUGAGUGCCUACAGGGCCCUGUUACCCGCCGAUCCAGCGAAUCUUGGUAAAUGCAUUUAUCGGGGCGAUGAGCUUAAACUGGGCAUCAACAAUGGUAUUCCGCCCUGCCAGCGACUAACUUGCAACGAGGAUGGCUCCAUGCUGGUCGAAGGGUGCGGAAAAGUGCGCUUCCAGAAAUGCAAUCAGGGCGAACGCAUCCAUCAGACGGAUCCCUUCCCGGACUGCUGCCUGUUGCGGUACAAGUGCAAGCGGGCGGACGGAACGUCCCACCACAUUGAGUGGAAUACCGCUGUGGGGGCGUGAGAUGUACAAAUAUAUUAACACUCUCACACACUCACACACACACACACACACAUGUAUACGGCACUGAAGGAGCUGGAGCGGAUCAGUGGGAUCUAUCCGGACUGCCAAGCUAUGCUAAUUUAUUUUGUACAUUUCCAUUUUGUUGUAACGAAUAAAUCUUUUUUUUUUUUGUACUCUAAAUAAUUGAUACAGAGACGGAACCGGAACGAAAACCAAAAUUCGAUUUGACAUUGAUUCAAGAAUACUUUCGUUCGUUGACGGAAAAUCUUAAAUGAAGCGUUAAGUCUCAAAUUAAGAAUGUCAGCCUGGAAACAACCUUAUUUUAAGCAAGUUAAAAUCUUAAAGUUGUGCUUUUAAAACGAUUCCAAAACGAUUCAAAAUGAGUUUGAGUUUUAUUAGAAAUAAUAUUCUAAAUAGUUUGCAUUAUAUUUCACUUAAUAGUGUUAAUAGCAAUCAGACACAACUUAAAUACAAUUGUAAAUUAUUUCAAAUUUUUAA
Drosophila grimshawi is the source of this 937-nucleotide messenger RNA. RefSeq lists its product as uncharacterized. The transcript has 3 exons. The record is from RefSeq and is a predicted model, not a curated record. Bases 38 to 439 code for a protein of 133 amino acids. NCBI's taxonomy places the organism in Eukaryota, Metazoa, Arthropoda, Insecta, Diptera, Drosophilidae.